Molecule: messenger RNA, 4479 nt
Organism: Folsomia candida
Lineage: Eukaryota; Metazoa; Arthropoda; Collembola; Entomobryomorpha; Isotomidae
Gene: Fbl6
Product: F-box/LRR-repeat protein 6
Exons: 14
Coding region: 1661-3907 (748 amino acids)
Biological process (GO): SCF-dependent proteasomal ubiquitin-dependent protein catabolic process
Cellular component (GO): SCF ubiquitin ligase complex
Molecular function (GO): protein binding
Source: RefSeq, a predicted model, not a curated record
UGAUACGCUCUUUUCUGGCUUUUACAUCCUCGAACCAAAGAAAGUGCUCAAUGGAAUGAACUUGGCUUCUCAAGUCUCACGGCUCUCUUCAGCUAUACAACCACAACCACACAUUGCUGUGCUUAUACGAUACAUAUUAUACAUGCCUGCCCACUACUUUACUUCUUCACAAAGCUAAAGGGUUGGUUUUGGCUACUGCAACUUACAAAUAUAUGGCUCAACUUGCACUUAUUAAGAACAACAAUAAUAACACACUGACAACGCAGAGCAAAGAACCAGAUCCUCUCGUCUAGCCCAUACUCACAGAGACUGACUGCAUUACAGACGCUGAUAAAGUUAACACAUUAUCCGAGGCAAUGCCACAUACAAACAACCAACUAAAGUGGUACCAGUUAGACGUCGUUAUAAUAUAGUCGAAAGUGGUGGAUCACAGCAAACCAAACCGCAUUGCCUCAUCUUGUGUAAGCCUUAGCUCUACACGAAUGCCAUUGCAUUGUGAAUUCUUCUGCUACACAAUAAUGCCAGAAAGAAUAAUAAGUAAGAGGAGAUAGAUACAAUCUGAUGUGAUGGUGCACCUCGCAAUUUUUUACUAUCACCACUACUACUACUCCUGCAUACUGCUCUGUACGUAUUACGAUACGAAGGGACAUCCCACCACUAAAUGAAGAUUUUUCGUCAUUUCUCCCAUUCAUGCAAUCACAACACCUCACACUCAUUUGUUGUAGCUCAUCAUGAGCUGAUUUUUACUGGGCCACUUAUUUAGUCCCUCUACUCCAGGCUGUAUAGCAGUGUCUGCCAAACGUGUGCUUUCUGAGAUAAUCUUCAACUUACGGAGAACAACUCCAUGCAAAAACCUUCUCAAUUCAACAAUAAAUUGCAAAGACAACAAAUUUGCGACCAAGAAAAUUACUGAGUUGAAAGCUGCAUGAAGUAGCAAAAAUGGAACAUCAGUACUUCGCAAUUAGGACGAUUAUCAUUACGAUUUAAUGGGAUCAAAGUCGAUUGAAGAAAUUUGAUCCGGUCUCCGUGUGUGGCUUUCCGUUAAAUGAGGGAGGACAUUCGGGAAGGAUUGUAACGCAAGAAAUCCACAACACCAACGAAGAAAUAAAAUAAUAAUCAACCGGGUUCAAAUUCUCAUAGAAGAAGGGUAUUCGAUUCGGGUUACAGUACGUUGAAAGUGUAAAGUGACAUUGGAUAUUGGACCGCAGUGGAAAUGACGUCCUAUAGUGACAUGAAAUUGGAGAGAUGUUGAGAACAAUUUGACCCUGCAUUCAAAAUAAAACUGCAAAAUAUGUAUAGUUUAUGCCGAGAUAUGCCAUAUACCAAGUGUGCUAUUGUUUACGUUAAGAUGCACAUUCCGAUUGUAUUAAUGAAAUGUUGUACGACAACGUAAUCCAUAUUAAUAAUAAUUGUUAGAGCGGUGUCGAGUUCAACUGACUGCACAGUAUAAUUUAUACUGUAUAAACUACCAAAUAUUUUAAUGACACAGUAUAUGUAUGUCUCAAUUUAUUGUGCAACAAACAAGCCUAUUCUGUAUUUAUUUAAUAAUUCGCAUGCAUGAACGGGAACUUCCAAGAAAUGUUUCUGAGAGAAAACAACAACAUCACCAACGACAAAAACAACAUUGUUUGGAGCGAAUUUGCCUUGAUUUAUCUCAGCAAUGAUGAACGGAUUCUACGACUUCCAAACAACAGCAGAGCAACUACUUGCAGAUAGUUCGGGAAUGAUGAUGAAUAUGUCAGACUCUGAAUUUGGGUCGUCGGACUCAUCCUCCUUGGGAAUAUCUCACUCCCACCCUCGCAUUGCUCCCAAUCUCAUGCUCAAUGGGGGUGGGGGCAGUCAGUUUAUGAUGAUGGGAACCACCGUACAAAACCAGACGUAUAUUACUCAGCAAAACCCAGGCGCACAUCACUACAACAAUAACUCAUCCUCUGGUCACCAUCAUCAUCAAGGGUCCACAAUCAAACCGAUGGUAAUGCGAAGUGGGGGCAAACCAGCAGCAAUGGCGCAAGCACAACAAGCAUGCACAAUGAACAACGAAUCCUCCUCCAGACACAAACACACGGACCACUUUCUGAGCCAGUUUCAAGAACAAAUGUCCCAAAUGAAAUCUGCCAUGGAUGCUGUCCAAAAUGAAAUUUUAUUUCACUCCUCCUCCCCCGCCACCCACCAACUAAGCCCUCACACACCCUCGUCCCCUCUGAUGGUGGGAGCGGCAGGUGGUAAACCUAUGGCUGCUGCGGCCAUGGCCAUGACCUCGUUUUCCCCAUCUCCUCCUGCAAAAAGAGGCCCUGGCAGACCUCGAGGGAGUGGAGCAGCACAAUCUACCAAAUCCGUACGAUACCAAUCUCAAAUCUCAGCUCUGAAUGGGUUAAAGAUCAGAAUAAAAAAGUCCCCUGGUCAGUUGAAGAGGAAAGGUUACAAGGGAAAAGGCAAGAGAAAAAAGAGAAAAGGGAACGACGAUGAGGAUGAUGACGACGAUAACUCUGACGAAGAAGAAGAGUACAGAAGACCAUCUGUCCAAAAAAGUACAAAAAUGUCCCAUGCUACGACAAAUCUUUUGAGUGGUGACGGAAAUGCCACAACAACAACGAGUCAAAGUGGGUGGGGUGAUAGUCUGCCUGAACAUGUUCUAUCUAAAAUUUUUUCAUACGCUGUGAAGUGUGAAGGAGGUGCCAUUCCGGUGCUGGUCAGAGCUUCAAAAGUUAGUCGGCUGUGGUGGAAGACGGCGUCCAAACCAGAUCUGUGGACUUUGGUUGAUCUUUCGUCGCCCAGAGUGAAGGAUAAAUUCAAGAUUGAGCGAAACUUGGUUUAUUUUUUAGAGCAUCGGUUUCCUCGAGUAAAGCAUUUAAACCUAGCUGGAGGAUGGCCUUUAACUAAUCUAUCCAUUGAUGUACUAAUACGAUCCUGCAAAGAAUUGGAAAAUAUUGGGCUAAAUGGGUGUCAAAAACUGACGGCACAGCAUUUAAAAACUAUUACAGAAUCCUGCUUGUCUCUCAAAAAAAUUGAUCUCUCCGCAAUUUCUACCACGUAUAAUACAAAGACUGCAGUUUCGCCAGCAGCAAUUGCGGAUUGUGCCGAAACAAUGGGUGAACGAUUGAUGCAUUUAUCGUUGGCAAAUAAUUGUCUAGCUAAUUGUCCACAAAUUGUUGCGUCACUUGCGGAGUUUUGUCCAAAUUUACAAGUUUUGGAUUUGUCAAAUGUCACUUCACCAAGGAGGGACACAAUCGUUAUCAAUAUCGAGCACCUUCAACAAGGGUGUCAGAGACUCAAAAUUUUGCGUUUAACCAAUUCAGACUUUGUUCUUAGCGAGACUUCAUUAAAAGAGCAGGUUUCUUCGCCUGGAUUUAAAAAUUUAGAAGAAUUGAGUAUUGCUGUGGACCCCAAACGAUGCGUGGGGAUGGAUGAAGGGGACUUGGAAAGAAUUUUGAAACAAGCUAACAAGCUGAAACUGUUAGAUGUGCGUGGCUGUUCCAGAAUCGGUGACUCGGGUCUCGUUAGGAUUUCAGCUUGGGAGCUCGAGCAUUUGUAUCUGUCAGGAUGCUAUGCUACAAGAUCAAGCAAUGAUGGGCUAGAACUCGUAUCCCGAAAAUGGAGACAUAGUUUCAAAGAAAUUGACUUUUCAUGGACUCCUGGAGAAGAAACGAUCAAUUGUGCGGUGAGAGCCUUGGCUGAAGCCGAUGAUGAUGUGCCUCCACUUCGGGUUUUGGACCUCUGUGGCUCCUCAGUUUCCUUUGAUAGUGUGAAACUUGCUUUAAAAACGUGCAUCCAUUUGGAAAAAUUGAACCUCACAUCGUGCAGAGCCUUACCGAGAGGAAUUAAACGCAAUUACCAAAUUCCUGACGAAGUGGUAACAUUGCGAGAACAAGUGCUUUCUGGAAAAUAUGAUGACCAUCCCGAUGACUAAUCUCCUUGCAUACUUGACCCUGAUUUCGUAUUAUCAAUGUUAUUAUUAUUAUACAUUACAUUAUAAAAAUAGAAUUUAUGAAAUUAUGUAGUUGUGCAUUUUUUAUGGCAGCAGAUUUAUCGUUAUAAGGUAGCAUAUUAGAGCAAUUAAUACAAAAUUGAAAAAUUAUAUAAAAACAAUAAGAUAUUAACUAUUUUUGAGGUUGACAAAGUUUAACAGCGUAUGUAUUAAACUGGUCGUACUUUUGGUGCAAAUAAGUUCCAAUGACAUGUUAAUGUUCUACUACUACCUAAUAAAUACGUAAUUCUUGAGACUUUUUCCGCUAUAAAAACUAUUGUAACAAUUUUGCCUUAAAAUUUAGUGCAAAAAUAUUUAUGGCAAUUUUGUGCCUAUACACUUAUGCAUUAGGUUAGUUAUUUCAACAGUAAUCUUGUUUUGCUACAGAACAGAUAAUGAUAUAUGUAAUCAAUUUCACACAUGUGCAGCUUUACACACGUUAAUAAUUUUAUUAAUAUAAAUAUAUUACUACUUUUAUUCUCAUCAAGAAAUAAAAUCGAACAAGUUUUUUAAGA